Molecule: messenger RNA, 1161 nt
Organism: Truncatella angustata
Lineage: Eukaryota; Fungi; Ascomycota; Sordariomycetes; Amphisphaeriales; Sporocadaceae
Product: integral membrane protein DUF92-domain-containing protein
Exons: 1
Coding region: 1-1161 (386 amino acids)
Cellular component (GO): membrane
Source: RefSeq, a predicted model, not a curated record
AUGAAAGCCAUCAUUGCAAUUCCGGCAACUCUUGCGCUAUGCUUGCGCGCAUAUUCCCACAACUCUCUGACCUCCUUCGGUAUCGUCAUUGCAGCUUUGACGGCCGCUGUGCACGCAUUUCAUCCUUGGAACUUGCCAUUCGUGCUCCUUUGCGUGUUCUUCCUGGCCGGCACACGUGUUACCAAAAUCAAGAAGGAUGCUAAGGCCUCCAUGACUUUGAACGCUCAAGGCACCUCCGGGGGCGAAGGCCCACGAACUCACGUGCAGGUCUUGGCGAAUUCCUUGGUUGCCUCCAUCCUCACGCUCCUGCAUGCGUACCAGAUCGACCAGCGCAAGAAAGCUAUCAUCUCUGGUGAAAUCCCUCAGGGUACUUUCUGCUACUCUUGGGGAAAGGGAGACAUCCUCGUGAUUGGUAUCAUCGCAAACUAUGCGGCUGUCUGUGCAGACACAUUCAGCUCUGAGCUGGGUAUUCUUUCGAGGACUAGUCCACGUCUUAUCACAUCUUGGAACCUGAGGAAGGUGCCUAGAGGAACGAACGGUGGUGUCACGUUGUGGGGUCUCGCAGCUGGUCUUCUAGGCAGCAUGAUUGUCGUCACAGCAUCUUUGAGCUUCCUCCCCUUCUGCAGCGGGAAAUCGAUGGGCUCAUUGGCAGGUGGUAAGGCCUGGGUGGCAAGUGAAAAGAUCACAUUUGCUUGGGGUUUAGCCCUCUGGGGUGCACUUGGCUCUGUCCUGGACAGCUUAUUGGGUGGUUGGUUCCAGCGCAGCGUACGUGAUGUCAGGUCUGGUAAGAUCGUCGAAGGCGAAGGUGGCAUUCGUGUGCUCACGUCAACGGUUGGGAACCCCAACUCCAUAGAGCAUUUCAAGAUGACAGCAGAUGUCAAGGCAGGCAUAUUAAGAGGAGAGGGCAAGGACGCCGUGGAGAAGACAGACGCAUCUACAGUCGGGGCUCAAGACGCAGGGCAAAACCCGUACGACCCCAGUGACAAGCACCGAACUUCGAACUUUGGAGACCACAAACCUACACGAAUUGCUGAGAGUGGGUGGGACCUGUUGGACAACAACGAUGUCAACUUCCUGAUGGCGUUUACCAUGAGCGUUGGAGCUAUGGUAGGCACUGCUUGGUACUGGGACGUCCCCUUCUCGAGCAUCCUCAACCCAUGA